AUGUCGACCGCGCCGUACCUGCGCAACCUGCGCAAAGCCGAGCUGACCGAGCUCGCCGAGGUCUCUGACCUGAAAGACUACGCCGAUUUGAAAAAAGCCGAGCUCGAGACUGCGUUGGACAGCCACUUGCGCGCCAACAGCUCCAUCUUCUCCGGCGAGAAGCGCCUGGCCGAUUACUACAAACGCCUUGCCCAGCCUGCACGCGUUUCGUCGCCAGUGAAGAAGGAGCCCAAGGCCGAGACGUCUUCUAUUGCCUCUGAAGAGAAGAAAUUCACGCGCCGGCGGAAGCCCUCUGCUGAAGUAGACGAGACCGAACCCGAAAAGACGACGACCCCCUCGGCGCCUGUCGUGGCUGCGCGCACCCCAGCGCGGUUGGCGCGGUCGCCGCUGUCGUUUGCCAGCUCGCUGCCGCCGUCGCCUGCCGUCGUCACGGAUGCCAUUGACCGCCAGACCACCAUUGUUCGCGAGAAGGUGUCUGACGCAUGGACCAAGUCGGGCAUUACAGAGCGCUCCGACGCUCUCCGAAGCGCCCUCAGCAGUGUCAAGUCGAUCGAGACCAUCAUCGUCGUUCUAGAGCUGAUUAGCCUCUCGCGCGAGCUCGUCCCUCUGCGUUACUUGACGACCUUCCCAGCCGUCGACUCGAUCGCCACGCCCGAGUUUUCGGUCAAGGUGCCCGAUCUGUUUGUUCUCAUCACCGGCGCUUUCUGGGCGCCAUUCCUCCUCUGGGCCCUGACCAGUCUGGUCUUGCCGCUGACUGCGGCCUACUUCUUCAACCUGAGCCUCCGCGCGCAGACUAGCCACUCGUACAGCACUCGGCGUGCCUCUGCUGUCGCUAGUCCUGCGACUUUUGACCCGUUGGUUUACAACAUUGCCAAGGCGCUGGUUUCGUACCUCGUGUACGCAAACCACUUUACGUUCUGGGAGACCUUUAGCCACUUUUCCCUCGAGAGGGUCAAUGUCUCUAUUCCCGGACAAUGGCCCGGUCUUGUGACCGGCUCUGCUAUCGGCAUUCUCACCAGUCUGUACGAGGCCAUCUUGAAGAAGUGA
Molecule: messenger RNA, 1047 nt
Organism: Talaromyces rugulosus
Lineage: Eukaryota; Fungi; Ascomycota; Eurotiomycetes; Eurotiales; Trichocomaceae
Exons: 3
Coding region: 1-1047 (348 amino acids)
Cellular component (GO): membrane
Source: RefSeq, a predicted model, not a curated record